CACUGAAGCUUAAUCGUAAACAGUGGCCCAGUCACAACAAUGCAGCGAAGCAGCUGCUUCUAGCUUUAGCUUUAAAGAGCAGUUUUUUUUAAAACCCACGGAGCUCCGAGUCCAUCCGCCCGCAGCGGCUUCGGUUCAGUUCGUGUUCGGGUUGGAAUUUGCUUUGGCUGGGCUUUAAACCGUGUUUGUUUGGCUGGAGAUGGAGACAGCUAACGGUUGGCUGACAGCAGCAGAGGGGAGCGGCUGAGAGGUGAGGGGGAACUCGGGGUUUGCACCAAGAAACUCAAUAAACGGUUGAUCCGCAGGUUAGUGACAUGGUGGAGUAGGCGUCGUCUGCGCUGAAGCUCUCUGCGUCCUCCGGGCCUCUCUCUGCCUCUCUCUCCGGGGAGCGUCGCCAUGGCCCCGGGGUCUCUGGUGGCGGCCUGCCGCAGUCUGGCCCUCUCUACGUGGCUGCUCUCCUUCUGCUUCGUCCACCUGCUCUGCCUGGACUUCACCGUGGCGGAGAAGGAGGAGUGGUACACCGCCUUCGUCAACAUCACCUACAUGGACCCGUCCACCUCCGAGCUGCGCACCGAGAAGACGGAAUGCGGCCGCUACGGGGAGCACUCCUCCAAGCGGGAGGCCAAGGGGGUGGUGGUGCUGCCGGCCUCCCCGCUGGACCGGCAGGCCUGUGACCCCCACACCCGGUUCGCGGUCCCCCCGCAGGCCGCGGCGGGCUGGAUAGCGCUGAUAGCCCGGGGGAACUGCACCUGCAAGGAGAAGAUCCGCAAUGCUGCAGCCCACAACGCCACGGCGGUGGUCAUCUUUAAUGUGGGCUCCACGAAUCCCAACGAGACCAUCACCAUGCCCCACCAAGGUAUAGGUGAGGUGGUCGCCAUCAUGAUCCCGGAGCCAAAAGGCCGUGAGGUGGUGUCCCUGCUGGAGCGCAACAUCACGGUCACCAUGACGAUCACCAUCGGGACCAGGAACCUGCAGAAGUAUGUGAGCAGGACGUCGGUGGUGUUCGUAUCAAUAUCCUUCAUCGUGCUGAUGAUCAUCUCCCUGGCCUGGCUCGUCUUCUACUACAUCCAGAGGUUCAGAUACGCCAACGCACGGGACAGGAACCAGCGUCGCCUUGGCGACGCAGCUAAGAAGGCCAUCAGUAAACUCCAGGUCCGCACCAUCAGGAAGGGCGACCAGGAAACGGAACCAGACUUUGACAACUGCGCCGUCUGCAUAGAAGGCUACAAAAUCAACGACGUGGUCCGCAUCCUGCCCUGCAGACAUUUGUUCCAUAAGAGCUGCGUUGAUCCGUGGCUGUUGGACCAUCGCACCUGUCCCAUGUGUAAGAUGAACAUCCUGAAGGCUCUUGGCAUCGCUCUGAACGCAGACUGCUUGGACGACCUCCCCCUGGACUACGACCUGGCCCUGGGCGGCGUAGGCGGCGUUGGGAUGGGCGGAGUAGGUGCUCUGGCCCUGGAGGCCGUGGUGUCCGGGGCGUCCAGUGACGGGACGCUGAGCGAGGGCGGCUCUUCGGUGGUGCUGGACCCCGGCGUGCGGCGGGUGGGGCUCCCACAGGACUACCAGGACCAUGACCCGCUGAGAGACAGUCCCAUAACAGCCACUGAUGCCCACACAGGUGAGCUUCAGCCCAUGGCGAGCAGCGCCUCCGUGGCAUCUCUGGUCAUCGCCGUGGAAACCGGCCUGUCGGACGAGGAGGGGUCCAUCGGACAGCCUCGGAUGGGAGCCAAGUCCUGAGAACAGCACAACAGAACCAAGCCAGAACCAGGCCAAAAUAAACAAGACUCAGAACAAUCUUUAGGUCCGGAGAGAGGUCCAGCCCGACUGAAGAAUAAAAUCUGACCCAAACCUGGUUACGGUUUACGCUCGCCUAAAAUACACUGAUCCAGAACCAGCGCUGUGAGGGUCCGACUAGGUUUGGACUUCUGAAGCAGACCUGUUGGGUUCAGAGGAAUUGGAUUUUAUCUGUUGUUUCAGUGUUAACCUUCUUAGUUU
Cyprinodon tularosa is the source of this 1995-nucleotide messenger RNA. It is a transcript of the gene rnf150b, whose product is annotated as ring finger protein 150b. The record is from RefSeq and is a predicted model, not a curated record. The transcript is spliced from 6 exons. Lineage: Eukaryota; Metazoa; Chordata; Actinopteri; Cyprinodontiformes; Cyprinodontidae. Bases 397 to 1737 code for a protein of 446 amino acids.